AAGGUGAGUCCAAAAGUCAUCUCUUAACUAUUAAAGUAGAGCUGUUUUUUGCAUGCAUUAGUGAAUAAUUUAUAAGUAAUAAAUUUUGACAAAGUUUUGUUUGUUUUGGGUCAGAUUCACAAUGGAGCUUGGAGGAAAAUGUAAUGCAAUUACUUCUACAACAAUGAUCUCAACAGAAGUAAAGCCACAUACCAAACCGUACCCGGAUCCGGAAGAAGCCAAACCGGAAUCAGAUCCAUCCAUGGCUUUAUUCCCGAUCAAGAAAGAAAACCAAAAACCGAAGACACGUGUCGACCAAGCAGCUAAGUACCGGGAAUGCCAGAAGAACCACGCGGCCUCUACCGGAGGACACGUGGUGGACGGAUGCUGUGAGUUCAUGGCCGGCGGAGAAGAAGGUACGCUCGAUGCUCUAAAAUGCGCCGCCUGUAACUGUCACCGGAGUUUCCACCGGAAAGAAGUGUACGGACACAGGAGCAGUAAACAAGAUCAGCUGAUAAUAACUCCGGCGUUUUACAGCAGUAACAGCUCGUACAAGGCGAUGCAGACACGUGGAAUGCAUCCAACGGGUGAGAUUGGACGGAGGACAUCUUCGUCAAGCGAGGAUAUGAAAAAGAUUCUGAGUCAUCGUAACCAAAACGUUGAUGGGAAAGGUUUGAUGAUGAUGAUGAUGAGGAAGAAGAAGAGAGUGAGGACAAAGAUCAAUGAAGAACAAAAAGAGAAGAUGAAGGAAUUUGCAGAGAGAUUAGGGUGGAGGAUGCAGAAGAAAGAUGAAGAAGAGAUUGAUAAGUUUUGUAGGAUGGUGAAUCUAAGGAGACAGGUUUUUAAGGUUUGGAUGCAUAAUAACAAGCAAGCAAUGAAGAGAAACAGUAACAUUAGUGAAUAGUGAUGAUAUGCAAAAGUGAAAUAAAUUUUACAAUCCUGU
Messenger RNA from Arabidopsis arenosa, 922 nucleotides. NCBI's taxonomy places the organism in Eukaryota, Viridiplantae, Streptophyta, Magnoliopsida, Brassicales, Brassicaceae. The record is from the annotation of a GenBank genome assembly.